Drosophila pseudoobscura is the source of this 1220-nucleotide messenger RNA. RefSeq names its product fas-associated death domain protein (gene Fadd). Gene Ontology annotation, biological process: signal transduction. The transcript is spliced from 3 exons. The record is from RefSeq and is a predicted model, not a curated record. NCBI's taxonomy places the organism in Eukaryota, Metazoa, Arthropoda, Insecta, Diptera, Drosophilidae. Bases 192 to 917 code for a protein of 241 amino acids. Gene Ontology annotation, molecular function: protein binding.
GUCGACAAUGGGCUAAUAGUUCUCUGCCCAUGAUCGAAUAUUUAUAUUCCUUGAAUUUGAUAUUUGAUUGAAUAUUGCUAACUAGCUAGGACCCUCAGCCCUGAAGACAUAUUUGUAUCCAAAUUAUAGAUCACUUUUCUACAAGAUUGGCUUCUUUAAAAAAAGGUGAAAAAUGUACGCUAUUAGUCAUAAUGCCUGGAAAUCAUUGGUACGAUAUACUAAAGAAAAUAGCCUGUGAAGGCUCUUCGGAUAUUGACGAGCUGAAGGGGAUCUUUGAAAAGGAACUUUCAAAGAGAAAAUUCGACUCUAUUCGGAAUAUUGAAGAUCUAAUUGAUGUGCUCGAACGUGCGGAUAUGUUGAGCCUGCAUAAUGUCGAGCCCCUCCGCAAGAUGUCCUCCCAUAAACCGAAACUGAUUGAAGCCCUGGACAGGUACGGGACCCCCGUGUCGGCUCCUCGGGAACCCGUCAAUAUCUAUCAAGAAGAACGACUGGCUGAGGAGCUGCGGCAACACCUACGCAUUAGCCAGGCUUUCCAAAUACUGUCGGCUCCAGGGGUAGCACCUCCAGCAUUCAUCCCUGCUGCUGCCCCUACGCCGCCACCGCCACAGCAGAACUACAUCACGCCAGCUGCAUUUACUGAUCGCAAACGCACGGCUGUUUUUAAUAAGAUAUCUGAGGAACUGGGACGAUUCUGGCGAAUAUUUGGACGGAAGGCGGGCAUUGGUGAGGGCACCAUGGACGACAUCGAAGAACGAUAUCCCCGUGAUCUCAAAUCUAGAAUUUUACAUCUGCUGAAGUUGAUUGAAGAGGACGACUGCCAUGACCCAAGACAACUCCUGAUGCGUCUCUGCCGAGCCCUGACGGAAUGUGGUCGGAACGACAUAAAAAGGAAGGUGGAGCAAAUAAUGUCCCACUAAUAGCGAUAGAUUGCAUGGUGAACUAACUAUUAAAUGGGGUUUUCCCCUUAGAUAGACGUUGUAUACCUACAUAUAUGUACAUACAUAGCUGCGUGGCAGAAAACCAAAGUAAUCUAAGAGUAGUUACUUUAUAAGUUUAGUGAUCGUGCUGCACUACGCUUCAAGUGAGUUUCAGUAAACGGGAAGAGCAUGCAGUAUGAGAGGAUACUUCCGAAUUUUAGUCGAUUUGGUGGUCGACUUUUGAAUGUAGUUUAAAAAAGACGAUCAAAUAUUUAUUAAAUUGGCAUUGUCACUUGUCACUCA